Molecule: messenger RNA, 413 nt
Organism: Medioppia subpectinata
Lineage: Eukaryota; Metazoa; Arthropoda; Arachnida; Sarcoptiformes; Oppiidae
Source: the annotation of a GenBank genome assembly
CAGUCAGUGAAAAGUUUGAGAUAAAGUUUUUGCAAAUGUAAACACAAUUUAUAAUUACGAUUACUUUUGAUUGUGUUUAGCGAUUGGUUAACAUUAGGUACGCUAUGAGUAGCCAAAAGUACCAGGUGCUAAAUCUGUAUAAAACGUUGCUAUACAUGGGUCGGGAGUACCCGUUGGGGUACCCGUACUUCAGAGACCGGUGUCACAAAGCGUUCGCCCGAAACCGCACAGAAACCGAUGUCCAGACCAUCGAUCAGAUGAUCAAAAGGGGAGAGUUUGUGGUGAAAGAGAUCGAAGCCCUGUAUCGGCUCAAGAAGUAUAGGACACUCCGGAAGCGUUACUAUAAGCACGAGUUAGAACCCGACACCGAUAGCACCGCCUGAUCUGAUCCAAUGGACGCUAAGAGUUUUGUG